Colletotrichum destructivum is the source of this 1120-nucleotide messenger RNA. RefSeq lists its product as uncharacterized. The coding region runs from base 132 to 683 and encodes 183 amino acids. The transcript is spliced from 4 exons. NCBI's taxonomy places the organism in Eukaryota, Fungi, Ascomycota, Sordariomycetes, Glomerellales, Glomerellaceae. The record is from RefSeq and is a predicted model, not a curated record.
CCUCAUCGACUGACGGACCUUCGCCGCAAACCACCUCACAUCACAUCCCAAUUCAAACCUCCCUACCUCAAUCCAAAAGGGUAAUUAGCAUCGCCAGAUCUCCCAAUUCAAGUAAUCACCGACCGCCCAUCAUGCCCGACUCCAUCGUCUUCUCCCCGGGACCGUACCACAUCAUCUCCUAUGGCGCCCUCUUGGGAACGACAUUCUUCCAUUCCUUUGUGAACGGUAUCACAAUGUUCCGCGUCCUCGAGCGGCCCGCCUUCUCCGCCGCCCAGAACGCCCUCUUCCCCGUCUACUUCACCAUCCAGACGGCCCUCCCCGCCGUCCUCGCCCUGACGUACCCGGGCAGCCACAGCCUGCUGGGCGAGCACGCCGGCGGGGUCGGCGGCCUGCUGCAGGAGUCCAACCGCUACAGCGCGCUGCUGCCCAUCGCGACCAUGUUCGUCACGGGGCUCGUCAACCUCGUCGUCGUGCUGCCGAGGACGGUGACCGUCAUGAAGGCCCGGUACGCCCAAGAGAAGAAGGACGGAAAGAAGAGCUACGACCCGGCGCCGCACUCGCAGGAGAUGCAGGCCCUCAACAAGUCGUUCGGCAAGCUGCACGGCAUCUCGACCCUCGUCAACCUCGCUGGCUUCAUCGCCAUGAUCCAGUACGGCUUCUCGCUGGCAGCGCGCCUCGACUGAGGAAGGAAGCUGCAGCUUCAUUCAAUGUACACCUACUCGGUGGAGAGAUGAUAUCUUUCAGAGGAACAAAAUCACGUUGUUCAGGUUGGUCGAAACCGUUUAUUAGUACCUGUUUAUAGCCCACAUGUGUAUGUGCGCACAGAUUGACAACCUACUGAGGAAAACCAAAACAAUGAUGUAGUAUGUUUUAUUGGAACUCCCCCAGAUCCUUCUUCUCGCUAGGUACGAUACAAUCGAGCGACAAACACGUCGCUCGAGUUUUGAUGAAACGCCGUUUUCCCUUUUGGUGGUGCAAUACCAUUGCUCUCCAUGCGCUGCUGCCACGCCCGAAACCUUCCUGCCAUCCGUCUCCCCCCGGUUGAUUAAUCCGAUCUAAGCUGGGUAUCGUCUUCCACUGGCACCUGGCGGCACACGCGGGUCCGUUCGCGUGCCGAACA